AUGGCAUUCAAGCUGGUCGUAUUCACUGCCUUGUUGGCGGUUGCCAGAGCAGGAUACCUAGGAUCCGCAGGAUUAUACUCAUCUGCCUACGCCGCACCCGCCCUGCACAGCUACGCUGCCCACGCUCCUUUAGUGGCUAAGACUGUAGCUCCUUUGGCCUACGCCGCACCAGCCUACACUGCGCCAGCCCUGCACAGCUACGCAGCUGCUCCAUUGGUGACCAAGACCGUAGCUCCUCUGUCUUACUCAUCUCACUACGCACCAUCUCACUACGGUUACUCUCACUACGCUCCUGCUGCACACUACUCUGCUCCAUUGGUGACCAAGACCGUCGCUCCCUUGGCCUACUCAGCACCAGCUCACUUUGCUCCUGCUUCAUACGUAGCCAAGUCUUAUGCCGCACCACUUUCCUACUCCGCACACUACGCCGCACCUGCUCCACUCCUUGCCAAAGCCGUAGCUCCAUUGUCUUAUUCCGCACCAGUUCUCUCCCACGCUUCCUACGCUGCUCCACUUCACUACUCCGCCCCACUUUUGGCUAAAUCCUACGCUCCUUUGUCAUACUCUGCCCCAGCUUGGUAA
Ctenocephalides felis (cat flea) is the source of this 582-nucleotide messenger RNA. Its product is annotated as cuticle protein 16.5-like. The record is from RefSeq and is a predicted model, not a curated record. Bases 1 to 582 code for a protein of 193 amino acids. NCBI's taxonomy places the organism in Eukaryota, Metazoa, Arthropoda, Insecta, Siphonaptera, Pulicidae. The transcript is spliced from 2 exons.